AUGCAGUUCAAGAACAUCAUCCUCACCCCCCUCGUCGCCGCUGGCAUCGCCUCUGCCGCUCCCAACCCUGACGUCGAGGUCUUCCAGGCCGUCGCUCUCCGCUCUGCCAGCGCCGUCCACCACGCCUCUCUCCAGGCCUCCAACAACAGCCUCUUCCUGAAUCUCAAGGACCAAGGCGCCUCUUGCGACCGCGGCGUCAAGGAGGACGCUGCUACCUUCUCCAUCGACAAGAAGACCGGCGAGGUCCUCCUCUACUCCACCAGCAACCCCCGCCAGCAGCUCUUCACCGACCGCUCCGGCAUGGGCCAGGGUGUUCUCCAGUACCGAACUGGCGCUCAGCCUCUCUGCACCCGCUGCGAGGAGACCAGGUGGGCUAUCAACGAGGACGGUCACCUCCAGUACGAUGGCGAGGACUUCCGCGCCUGCCCUCUGGAGGACGGUUCUUACUCUGUCAGGAUCAACACUGGUGUUGACAACCCCGCUGGUAACAAGGACUGCAUUCCUUUCAGCCUCAUCACCUCAAAGGUCGCCGAGCCCGUUGGCUGCCUCUACACCCAGCAGGGCCAGUAA
This is a messenger RNA of Fusarium sp. VM40, 570 nucleotides long. The record is from the annotation of a GenBank genome assembly. NCBI's taxonomy places the organism in Eukaryota, Fungi, Ascomycota, Sordariomycetes, Hypocreales, Nectriaceae.